AUGCUCCUGGAUCCCAAGGCCUACAGAAAACAACUUCAGAAGAAUGGUAACGACCCAGAGAUUUUAUAUGCAUCGCCAGAUGCCCACAUAAGCGCGCAGAAUGAAGCGCCUGAUGAACCCUUGUUUUUCUUCCCAUCAUCCAGCCGAUGCCCCUCACCACCAGAGGACCCCGAGUACUUGGACCCAAAUGACUUACUCGUCGACGGAACAGGCCAGCAAAGUACCAGCGCGUCACCGCGUAGUGCCCCCUCAACCGCCGCGCCGGCCGGGACAGUUUCCGCUGCACAUCAGCUUCUCAACCCACAGCGCCGCCAGCGCUCAGCCAAGGCCAGCCCGAAAUCGAAGUCGAGGUUGCAGACGGAGUCGGUCCGGUCGCGAGAAGAGAGCAGUGCGAGCUCGUCGCCACACCGACCAGCCAGGAAUGUGCCUGCGCCGGAGAUUGAGUUUACGAGCGCACAGUCCGAGGACGAUAAUGACUGGAAACGGAACUCGGAUCACCUUGAUAGUGACGUUGAAGCGCGCCACGCCAGUCUCAUCGAGGAUAUGUACGGUGUGGAGAAACGAGUUCAUCAGCCUUACAAGAAGAUCAAAAGGGAGAAUGAUGAGGAAGCACCGAAGAUGAUCAAGAAUGGGCCGAUUACGAUCACCGGGGACACCGAGUUGGGCAAGUAUAUGAAGGAGGACAAGGGGAAGUCUGAUUAUUCCUCUCCGGCUACACCAAGUGUGGUUGAUCUGACCAUCGACUCCGCUGGUGCUACUAAUGACGACGACGACUUGCAGGUCACCGGCUCGAACAACCUCAGUGUCCAGCGGGUAUGUUAUGGAAAGGUGGACAAUGCGAUGAUACAAGCGCAAAUCGUGCCCAAACCUGCUGCCCAAAAUAUCUUUGGCGACUCGGCGCACGAUUGGCCUUCCAUAAAGCUGGGCGUACAUAGGCACCCAGAUCGAAGCAGCUCCAGAAUUGAUGUUUCGGACCCGCAUGGGAAAGUCUUUGGAGCAGUUGACGCGAAGACUGCAGCCGUGAUUGUCCCAUUGCUUGACUCUCCGGCUCUCAAGGUUGACAUGACAGCGCGAUUAGACGUUCGCAGACGGCUGCCGGGUGAAAUGCCAUGGGCCCCUUGCUCUGCUCUCUACAGAGCGUCGAUCAACCUCUACGGUCUCAGGAAAGAUGCUGAGCUGGUUGGUAAGCACCUCGGGCAGCACAAUGUUUGGCUUGGGACGCCGUUCUCUGUAGAACAAGGAGUACCAGUCUUCAAUCCGCAUGCUGAGCGGCGGCGAGCUCAGGCGGCCUCCUUUUUGCCAUCAAUAGCUGCGAGGGGCCGUACGGGUGUCAGCUAUGAAGUUCGCACCGCGGAAGAGGUCAACGAUGCAGUCAUGAAGAUGUUCGAUCAGCUUCAGAGCGCGCAGAAUAUUCCGGAAAUGGAGGCCCCGGACUCGGUGUCGACCCCUCUCCUCCGCCAUCAAAAGCAAGCUCUGUGGUUCAUGACUGAGAAAGAGAAGCCGCGCAAGUUUGGUCCCAAAGAGGAGGAUAACAAUUCCCUUUGGAGGAUAGAGUAUCGCGCAAAUGGGGUCAAGCGGUAUCGUGAAAUCAUCAGUGGCACUGUCCUUGACGAAGAGCCGCCUCAGAGCUUGGGAGGCUUAUUAGCAGAUGUGAUGGGUCUCGGAAAGACUUUAAGCAUUCUUUCGCUCGUUGUUUCCUCUUUGGCCCAGGCUCAUGAAUGGGCGAGGAAAAUACCGGAGCCGGACCUUGUGCAAAGCCUACCUGGUAUUCGCAACUGCAAGACCACUCUGUUAGUCGUUCCUCUCAGUACUGUCAACAACUGGGUUUCGCAGAUCAAAGAACAUUUGAAGGAAAACGCCAUCUCAUACUACGUGUUCCACGGCUCCUCCAGGACCAACGAUGUGGACGAACUGUCAAGCUACGACGUGGUAAUCACAACCUACAGCAUUGUGCUAUCCGAACUGUCUCAGAGAGGAUCCAAGCGAGGCGUAAGUCCUUUGACGAAGAUGAAUUUGUUUCGUAUUGUUUUGGACGAAGCGCACACAAUCCGAGAGCAAAGUGCUGCCCAGACGCAGGCAAUAUUCAAGCUAAACGCUCAGCGCCGCUGGUCCGUGACCGGUACUCCAAUCCAGAACCGCCUUGAAGAUCUUCUCUCCGUUACCAAAUUCCUUGGAUUGUUCCCCUACGAUGAUCGUGCCCGAUUUAGCAUGCAUAUUCUUAGUCGAUUCAAGACAGGUGACGCGACAGUUCUCACAAGCUUGCGUGUGCUCGUUGACUCCUUUACUCUACGCCGGGUCAAGGAUAAGAUUGACAUUCCUCCUCGACACGACAAGAUCAUCACGCUCGAGUUCUCCGAAAAGGAGAAGCAGCUUCAUGAAUUCUUCCGGAAGGAGUCAAAUGUCAUGAUGAGGGUGAUUGCAGGAGAGGACAAGACGAAGAUGAAAGGACGAAUGUACCAUCAUAUUCUCAAAGCAAUGAUGAUUCUGCGACAAAUCAGCGCACACGGCAAAGAGCUUCUCGACAGCGAUGAUCGCCAGCGGAUCAAAGGCAUCAGCGUGCAGGACGCAAUUGAUCUCGAAGAAGGAACGGGCGAAUCUGCCGGUGUGAUUGACAGGAAGGCGUACGAGAUGUUCAACCUGAUGCAAGAAUCGUCGGCUGAUGCAUGUGCCAUGUGUGCCAAGCGCUUGGAAGAGCCCGGAUCGGACACUGGCGUGACGGAUCGGAAAGCUCCAAUGGCGAUAGUGCUACCAUGCUUUGACGUCGUCUGUCCCGACUGCUUCUCCGGGUGGAAACAAGCUUUUGAUGGUCAAGUUGAACCUACGAAUACAAUAAAAUGCCAGGUUUGUGACGGUUGGAUUCCUGUUUCGUAUUCGACCAUCACUGUCGAAGGACUUGAGGAGUACUUGACGGAGCACGAACAAGCAAAGCAGAGCCGAAGGCAAUCCAAAACCCUUGGCGAGUACGAAGGGCCACAUACGAAGACCAAGGCGCUUUUGGCUCAUCUCGCCGACUCUGCAGAGGAGAGCAAGAGGCUAAAUGCGGAGCCCCCAAUCAAGAGCGUGGUAUUCUCGGCUUGGACCUCUCAUCUUGACUUGAUCGAGAUUGCAUUGAAAGAUCGUGGCAUGACUGGAUUCACCCGUUUAGACGGAACUAUGUCGCUCGCAGCUCGUAACCGAGCUCUAGAGGACUUCCAUACCAACGAGGACACCACUAUCUUGCUAGCCACAAUCGGCGCUGGUGGUGUCGGAUUGAACUUGACUUCUGCUUCGAAGGUGUAUAUCAUGGAACCUCAGUAUAAUCCUGCAGCUGUGGCCCAGGCAAUCGAUCGGGUGCACCGGCUGGGCCAAACCCGCGAAGUGACCACAGUCCAAUUUAUCAUGAAGGGGAGUAUAGAGGAGAAGAUCUUCGAGCUUGCCAAGAAGAAGCAGCAGUUGGCAGACAUGAGCAUGAAUCGAGGCAAGCUUGACAAGAAAGACGUUCAGGAGCAGCGGAUGAGAGAAUAUAGAAGUCUCUUCAAAUGA
This is a messenger RNA of Aspergillus lentulus, 3522 nucleotides long. The record is from RefSeq and is a predicted model, not a curated record. Lineage: Eukaryota; Fungi; Ascomycota; Eurotiomycetes; Eurotiales; Aspergillaceae.